Molecule: messenger RNA, 4821 nt
Organism: Poeciliopsis prolifica (blackstripe livebearer)
Lineage: Eukaryota; Metazoa; Chordata; Actinopteri; Cyprinodontiformes; Poeciliidae
Gene: larp7
Product: La ribonucleoprotein 7, transcriptional regulator
Exons: 18
Coding region: 56-4345 (1429 amino acids)
Biological process (GO): RNA processing; regulation of apoptotic process
Cellular component (GO): nucleus; ribonucleoprotein complex
Molecular function (GO): RNA binding
Source: RefSeq, a predicted model, not a curated record
CCAGUUUCAUCAGAAGCAGCAAUCGUCAGAUGAUUAGAACCGGGCUGUCCCCUGGAUGCUUUUCACAUCAGCUAUGGUGGAAAUCGACGCUUCCAACUCCUUUCUGACUGUGGUGAGAGUGCUGCGUGUUUCCCUGGUGGAUGAGCUGGAAGGACACAUCGACUCCCUGGUGGAAGAGCUAGUGGAUCAGAAAGCGUUCACUCGGGACGACCGAGAGGAAGUGCUGUGUCAGCCGGGGCCCCGGGCCAGAGUGCGGAAGGUUUUGGAUAUCCUGGAAUGCAAAGGGGAGGAAGCGGCGAAAGUUUUCUUGUCUGUUAGAAGUCAUCAGCAGCUCUCCAAGAAUGCACCUCAAGUUCCAAGCUCAGAGUACAAGAAGAUACAACAAAAGCACAAAGAUGUCCUGAGGCGCCGGAGUGAGAGCAUGCUUUUCUACAACAGUAGGCAUGGAGACAAAAUCCUCUUUUCUGAACAUUACGUCAACCUCCUAUUAGUGGAUGGACACCAGGCCUUGGAGAUUAAGAGACACGAGGUUCUGGCUUUUGGACAAAAGAGAUUGUCUCUACAGCAUAAAUCAGGGCUGCAAAGGAAAAUUGCACCAGCUGAACUGUUUUUGAGAACAAACGAAAAACGUCCAAUAAAGAAAGUGCUGGUGACUGGGGUGGCGGGAAUUGGCAAAACGGUUCUGGUGCAGAAAAUUCUCUUUGAUUUCGGGCAGAACAAGGACCACCUGGGAUUUGACUUUGUUAUUCACAUGAGCUUUAGAGAUUUAAAUCUUAUUGACAAACCCACAAACUUCAGAGACUUGGUACUUCGUAAAAAUAGGCACCUUGCUAAAGAACUGGAUUACAUCUUAGCUAACGAUGACAAACUCCUAAUCAUCCUGGAUGGAUUUGACGAGUUCAGACACUACCGGAGCUGCGACGUUGACGUAUUUGUGUCUGAGCCACAGGAGGAUGCAGAGGUGAAUGAAAUUUUGGGGAGUUUGUUGCAGGGUGAGCUGCUACCCAAUGCCUCUGUCAUGCUCACAAGCCGGCCCACAGCUAUCAACCACAUCCCUAUUGGAUGCAUAGACCGCUAUGUGCUCAUUGCCGGAUUCUCCAUAAAUGAAGUUCAAGACUUCUUCCUGAGGUAUUUCCAGGAUGCUACUGUGGCUGGCAGAAUGUUUUCAACGGUUUCAGCAAAUGAACUAAUGCUGACACUAUGCUAUAUUCCUGCUUUCUGCUCCAUUGUGUGCUGCAUCCUCAAUGAGAGCAAAGAUCUUUGUGGGGAAAGCCUAAAGACCAUGACGGAUAUUUACGUGCAGUAUCUGGUGGCUUUGCUCCGUUCUCACACCCAGUCAAGAACUAAGACGUGUCCUGAAGACCAAGGAGCAAAAAUCAACCUGCAGCUGUCUGAUAUUGUGUUGAAGCUAGGUCGACUUGCCUUUACAAAGCUAAUGGAGCAUCAAACACUCUUUUACAGCAGCGACCAAGAUGUGGCUGGGCUGGAGGGAUGCAGCAUGGUUAGCACCUUCCUUGAUACGACAGUUGCACAAGAGCCCGGCUGCACUGAAGAAGUUUUCUCCUUUGCCCACCUCACUGUUCAGGAGUUCUUUGCUGCUCUUUACUGUGCUGUGACGGAUCAACCAUUGCCUGAUGCAAUGCAGAGCAGUGACAACCAAAACAAUGGACACUUGGACCUCUUCAGCCGCUUCCUGUCUGGAAUCCUCUCAGAUCGGAAUUCCAGUUUUCUGUCAAGACAAGUGGGACUUUGUUGCAAGGAGGAAAAAGUAGAGAUCUACCGUCAGAAGAUCACAACAGAUCUCGCAAUUCUUUGUGAGAAUGGAGCCCAUAUUCUGAACUGCUUACAUUGUUUGUUUGAGCAGCAGGACCAGUCAAUGACCCUAUCAGAGCUCCCAGAAUUACUUAGAGUAAAUGUCAGCGACGAAACUCUCGCUCAAAUGGACCGGAAUGCCAUAAAGUAUUUCCUAACCCUCACAGAAGGCAAAAUACUAUCAGAACUGGAUCUUACAGGGACUGGAGUGAACUGUGACUCUCUGAGAGAUAUUCAACCAUUUCUGCAUAGAUGUCAGAGACUGUGGCUUGGAGAAAAUAAUUUAGACAUGGAUGCAGUUCAGGUCAUUGCAGAUGUAGUGAAGAUCUCAGAAAACCUCACGCACCUGGGGCUUGGAUGGACAAACAUUGGUGACGAUGAACUACAAACUCUUUGCACUUCGAUCCGGGUGAAAAAGAAGGUUCAAGAAUUGUGGUUGGAGGGUAAUCGAGUUAGUCACAGAGGUCUGCUAUCACUCGCUGAUUUGACGCCUGAUCCACUGCAAAUAAUUGUGGUCAUAUGGAACAACUUGUAUGAGACCGAGUCGGAGAGUCUGUGCAGCCAGGACAGCAUCACAGUAAAUUUUACAGAUGAACAACUGUGGGAAGAGUGGGGGCAAUGGGUUUUUAAGCGCUGCCAGGUCAGCAGCAACGAGAAGCUAGUGACGGUACUCCACAAAGUUUGCAACAUGUCAAAUGACUGUCUGGAGCUCCGCUGGGCAAAGACCUUUUACAGUCAACUGUCGCAGCUCAUAAAGAGCCGGAUAGAGUGCUGCACGGAGGACGACAUGUGCAAGAAACUCCAAAAAUUUGACAGUCUUUUAAAUCCAUCACUUUGCUACCCCACAUUAAUCAUGAUGAAGACAGAGAAGGAAGCAGGGGAUGAUGGAGCAACAAAACCCAGUGACAGUAGCAAGGAGACAGAAAAAAAGAAGCGAUCCCGUGUCAAGCAGCUCCUCACCGACAUUAAGAGGCAGGUGGAGUUCUGGUUUGGAGAGGUCAACCUGCACAAGGACCGCUUUCUGAAAAAGCUCAUCGAUGAGUCAGACAGUGGAUAUGUUGACAUAUCUGUGCUGACGAGCUUCAGUCGCAUGAAGAAGCUGACGACUGACACUAAGCUGAUCUCUAGAGCCCUGAAGAAUUCAUCCGUAGUGCAGGUUAACCUUGAAGGAACUAAAGUAAGACGUAAACAUCCCCUUGGAAGCCCACCGAAUAAUGUUGACAGCCGGACGGUGUAUGUGGAACUUUUACCGAAGGAUGUGACUCACAGCUGGAUCGAAAGAGUUUUUACAAAGUGCGGGAAUGUGGUGUACGUCAGCAUACCCAGAUACAGGAGCACCGGUGACUCUAAAGGAUUUGCCUUUGUCGAGUUUGAGAAAGAGGAACAAGCUCAAAAAGCUAUUGAGAUGUUGAACAACCCUCCUGAAGACGCUCCAAGGAAGCCGGGGAUUUUCCCCAAAACAUUAAAUAGGAAGCCUAUUCCUUUUUCUGUGGACAAUCCACAGUCACGGGAGGAGGAGAAGAAAAAGCGCAAGAAGAAAAAAAAGAAGGAUGGAACAACAGCAGCAAAGGCAUCAGCAGAAAAAGUUCAAGAGGUUGCAAUGGAAGCAGAGCCAUCAGAGCACAAGAAGAAGCACCUGACAGCAUAUUGUGAUCCGGAGACCAGCAGCACACAGAAGACACCGGGAAAAUUAUCAGAGAAAAAACGGCGGCGGUCACAGACUGCAGAGGGAUCAGAGAGUGACGUUCCCUCUAAGAUUAGGAAAACCAGUGAAAGUGAAACUGGGCAUAAGGAGGAAGAUGAAGCCAGCAUGAAUCUGCCCAAUAAAAGCGACACAGAGGGAAACACGGAAAAGGGGAAGGAAAACAGAGAUGACAUGACUGUGAAGGCAAAGAGGAAGAGAAAAAAGAAACACAAAGAGAAGCUGAAAAUUGGAGAGGAAGUCAUCCCGUUGCGUGUUCUAGCAAAGAAGGAGUGGCUUCAGCUGAAAGAAGAGUAUUUGGUCCUACAGAAGCGCAGCAUGGCGUCCCUGAAGAAAUGCAUCAGCAAGAUUAAUCACAAGGACGAUGACGCUGCUCAGGAUGGAAACGUUGAUAUGAGCAACAAAGCGGAAAAAGAAACUAAACAAGGUCCACAGUUUGUCAGUGGCGUCAUUGUGAAGAUUACCGACAGCAAACCGUUACCAGCGAGGAAGAUCAUCAAAGAUGCUCUGUCCAAAGUGUCUCCAGUCGCUUAUGUUGACAUUUUGGAUGGAGAUGUUGAAUGUCACGUCCGUUUCCACACACCGGAGGACGCUACCGCCAUCAGCAACGCUAAAGAGCAGCUGCAGAAGGAACACAGCUGGAAGCUGGAGAUUCUUGAAGGUGGCCAUGAACAGCGGUACUGGCAGAAAAUUUUAGUGGACCGCCAAGUCAAACUGAAUCGUCCCAGGGAGAAGAAGCGAGGCACAGAAAAGCUCAUAUCCAAAGCUGAGAAAAUCAUCAUUGCUCGAGCCAAGGAGGCCAACAAGCACAUCCGCUUUGAAGAAGACUGAGAUCCCCCAGACUUACCACUCCAAGUUUCCACUGAUGAAUACUUGGCUCAAGUAGAAUUGCCCAAUCGUGUUCUAUGUGUCAUUUUGUGGUCACACUGGAGCCGCUGUCAUAAACCAGGAUGCUGCUAGGGUUAAAGAUGGUUAAAUUUUUUUUUUUUGUUACUAUAUCAGUGUUUUUUUCUAAAAGCAGCCCUGUAUACGUGUAAAUAUUCUUUUUCAGAAAUGUUCUCCAGUAAAGACGUGGUAGAGUCAACACCUGCUUUUUAAUAAAAUGAAAUAACAUGCUUUCAGUUUCUGGGUUUGUAAAUUUUCACUUCAAUUUCUUUUUAUUUUAAUUUAGUAAUUUAAAAAAAAAAAAAGUAGGUUUAAGAUCUGUAGACAAUGUUUAUCCAAUCUUGUAAUUGUUUUGUAACAGAAACCAAAACCUAUUAUAAGUUUCGUUAAUCUAACUAUGGUCAUAGUUUCUUGAUGAGUAU